UAAGUCUCUUAGGAACUACCACCUCUAGACCGAUGCUUUUGAUCAUCACCGUUAUUCCUACUAAAUUCCUGUGACAUUGAGUAUACCUAUAAAAAUGCCUUAGAAAAAGAACCAUGGAGAAGUAUGCUAGAGUGCAAAAGAUCGGAGAAGGUUCAUUUGGGAAAGCCAUUCUUGUUGAAUCUACCGAGGAUGGCAGACAAUAUGUUAUCAAGGAAAUUAACAUCUCAGGAAUGUCCAGUAAAGAAAGGGAAGAAUCAAGGAGAGAAGUUGCCGUCUUGGCAAACAUGAAGCAUCCAAAUAUUGUCCAAUAUAGAGAAUCAUUUGAAGAAAAUGGCUCUCUCUACAUAGUGAUGGAUUACUGUGAAGGAGGAGAUCUGUUUAAGCGGAUAAAUGCUCAGAAAGGCAUUUUGUUUCAAGAAGAUCAGAUUUUGGACUGGUUUGUACAGAUAUGUUUGGCUCUGAAACAUGUACAUGAUAGAAAAAUUCUUCAUCGAGACAUAAAAUCACAGAACAUAUUUCUAACCAAAGAUGGAACAGUACAACUUGGGGAUUUUGGAAUUGCUAGAGUUCUCAAUAGUACUGUAGAGCUGGCUCGAACUUGCAUAGGAACUCCAUACUAUCUGUCACCUGAAAUCUGUGAAAACAAACCUUAUAAUAAUAAAAGUGACAUUUGGGCUCUAGGCUGUGUCCUUUAUGAGAUGUGUACACUUAAACAUGCAUUUGAAGCUGGCAAUAUGAAAAACCUGGUACUGAAGAUAAUAUCUGGAUCUUUCCCACCUGUGUCUUUGCAUUAUUCCUAUGAUCUCCGCAGUUUGCUCUCUCAGUUAUUUAAAAGAAAUCCUAGGGAUAGACCAUCAGUCAACUCCAUAUUGGAGAAAGGUUUUAUAGCCAAGCGCAUUGAAAAGUUUCUCUCACCUCAGCUUAUUGCAGAAGAAUUUUGUCUAAAAACAUUUUCAAAGUUUGGAGCACAGCCUAUAACAGCUAAAAGGCCAACUUCAGGACAAAGCUUGGUUUCUGUUAUGCCUGCUCAGAAAAUCACAAAGCCUGCUGCUAAAUAUGGAAUACCUUUAACAUAUAAGAAACAUGGAGAUAAAAAAUUACUUGAAAAGAAACCACUUCAAAAAUAUAAACAGGCCCAUCAAACUCCAGUGAAGAAAGUGAAUCCUGGAGAAGAAAGGAGGAAAAUGUUUGAGGAACAAGCAAGAAAGAGAAGAUUGGACUUUAUUGAAAAAGAGAAGAAGCAAAAGGAUCAGAUUAGUUUAAUGAAGGCUGAACAAAUGAAAAGACAAGAAAAGGAAAGGUUGGAGAGAAUAAAUAGGGCCAGGGAACAAGGAUGGAAAAAUGUGCUAAGUGCUGGUGGAAGCAGUGAAGUAAAGGCUUCCUUUUUUGGUAGUGGAGGGACUGUAGCUCCAUCAUCUUCUCGAGGACAGUAUGAACAUUACCAUGCCAUUUUUGAUCAAAUGCAGCAACAAAGAGCAGAAGAUAAUGAAGUGAAAUGGAAAGGAGAAAUACGUAGUCGUCCAGAAAGAGGAAUUCCACCUGGAGUUCGUCCAGGAUUUCCUAAAGGGGCUGCAGGUCAUCACCAUUUCCCUGAUGCUGAUGCUAUUAGAAAAACUUUGAAAAGAUUGAAGGCCGUGUCUAAACAAGCCAAUGCAAACAGGCAAAAAGGGCAGCUAGAUAUAGAAAGAGCUAAGCAAGUGGAAGAAUUUCUACAGCGAAAACGGGAAGCUAUGCAGAAUAAAGCCCGAGCUGAAGGACAUAUGGUUUAUCUGGCAAGACUGAGGCAAAUAAGACUACAGAAUUUCAAUGAGCGCCAGCAGAUUAAAGCCAGACUUCGUGGUGAAAAGAAAGAAACAGAUAAUUCCAAAGGACAAGAAGGAAGUGAGGAAGCUGAUUUGAGGCGCAAAAAAAUUGAAUCACUUAAGGCCCAAGCAAAUGCACGUGCUGCUGUACUAAAAGAACAACUAGAGAGAAAGAGAAAGGAAGCAUAUGAAAGAGAAAAGAAAGUGUGGGAAGAGCAUUUGGUGGCUAAAGGAAUAAAGAGUUCUGAUGUUUCUCCACCUUUGGGACAGCAUGAAACAGGUGGCUCUCCCUCAAAGCAUCAGAUGAAAUCAGUUAUUUCUGUGACUUCAGCUUUGAAAGAAGUGGGUAUGGACAUAAAUUUAACUGAUACCCAGGAAACUUCAGAAGAAAUGCAAAAGAACAACAAUGCUAUUUCAAGUAAACGAGAAAUACUACGUAGGUUGAAUGAAAAUCUUAAAGCUCAAGAAGAAGAUGAAAAAGGAAAGCAGCAUCAGUCUGAUAUUUGUGAGAUCAUUGUUCAUGAAGAUACCAAAGAGUGUGAAAAAGAAAAACCAGUUUCAUCUGAUCGCAAGAAGUGGGAGGUGGGAGGUCAACUUGUGAUUCCCCUGGAUGAAUUAACACUGGAUACAUCUUUCUCUGCAACUGAAAAGAUUUCUUCUGAAGGAGAAAAAUACACACCCUUAAUUAUUGGAGAAGAAACAAUACAAUGUGUUUCACAUGAAAUAAAUCCAUCAGCUUCUGUUGACUCUUCCAUCGAUACAAAAAGUCCUAAGUUUAGUGAGACAUCUCCACAGAUAUCAAUGAAACCAGAAGGAAAUAUAGAAGAACCUGAUUUGGAAACAGAAGUUCUACAAGAACCAAGUAGGCAAAACAAAGAUGGGAGCUUGUCUUGUAUUGUUACUGAUGUGUGGAUUAGUGAGGAAAAAGAGACAAAGGAAACUAAAUUGGAAGAUAGGGAAGCCAUUCAGCAAAAUGAAGUUUCUGAGGAUGGAAUCCUGAGAAAUGUGGACCACUUUAGUGAGAGUCAUACAGAACCUGGAAUAGAUGAUUCUCAGCACUCUAAUUGUGAUAUAGAUAAAUCUAUACAACCAGAACCAUUUUUCCAAAAAGUGGUUCAUUCUGAACAAUUGAAUUUAGUCUCUCAAGGUCAGUCAAUUCAGUGUUUACCAGAGGAAUCCAUUCCACUUCGCUCUCACUCUGAUUCACCACCAAGGAAUAAAAACAAGAAUUCUUUGCUGAUUGGACUUUCAACUGGUCUUUUUGAUGCAAACAAUCCAAAGAUGCUGAGGACAUGUUCACUGCCAGAUCUCUCAAAGCUGUUCAGCACCCUAAUGGAUGUUCCCACUGUAGGAGAUGUUCAUCAAGACAAUCUUGAGAUAGAUGAAAUUGAAGAUGAGCACGUUAAAGAAGGGCCUUCUGAUUCCGAAGACAUUGUGUUUGAAGAAACUGACACAGAUUUACAAGAACUUCAGGCCUCCAUGGAGCAGUUACUGAGGGAACAACCUGGUGAAGAAUACAGUGAGGAGGAAGAGUCCAUCUUAAAAAACAGUGACGUGGAGCAGACUGCAAAUGGGACAGAUCUGGCUGAUGACGAAAAUCCCAGCAGUGAAAGUGCACUGAACGAGGAAUGGCACUCAGAUAACAGUGAUGGUGAGACUACUAGUGAAUGUGAAUAUGAUAGUGUCUUUAACCAUUUAGAGGAACUGAGACUUCACCUGGAGCAAGAAAUGGGUUUUGAGAAGUUCUUUGAGGUUUAUGAGAAAAUAAAGGUUAUUCAUGAAGAUGAAGAUGAAAAUAUUGAAAUUUGUUCAACAAUAGUUCAGAAUAUUUUGGGAAAUGAACAUCAGCAUCUUUAUGCCAAGAUUCUUCAUUUAGUCAUGGCAGAUGGAGCCUAUCAAGAAGAUAAUGAUGAAUAAUCCUCAGGACAUUCUUUAAUCUUCAUGUGUAUGAAAGCAUUUGAAUUUGACUCAUCAGAAUAACAAGCUUCAGUGGGAAAUACAAAGAUUAUUUAUAAGAAAUACCAUAUUUAAGAUGGACAUGGUUUUUGCAUGAAAAAGAUGGAGAAACAUGCAAUUUUUCAGUUAAGAUUUUAACACUAUAUCUUUUGUUUUUUGAAUUCUGUAGUUGAAGUCUAUAGAAUAUAUACUUGAUUAAAUCAUCCAACCAAAGGACUGACCUAGAACUGGAGUUGGUGGUUUUGAAAAUUACCAUGCAAUAAGGAAUUUUGAUUUUCAGAAAAUUUCUUUAAGUUGAAAAAUUACCUAUGUCACUAAAGACUUACCUGAGGUUUUUUGUUUAAGUAUUUAAGCAUGACCUUUCUUUUGGUCUAAUGCUUGUUCAUCCUGACCAGCAAUUCUUCAUUAAGUAACCUUGUCAAGGGCUCUAUUUAAAUUUUGAAGUGGUAUUUUUAACCUUGAAGUUGAUAUUCUUAAGCCAUUUAUCAACCAUUGUGUCUCCUGAACUAGCUUAGUGGAAAUAGUCCUAGAAAUCAUUGAAAGACUUGAUUAUGAAAAAAGUAAAAUUAUAUUUCCUGAUAUUUAAGAAGCUGAUUAAUUACUUUUGUUUCUCUUUAAGGACUAGAACCAAGAAUAUUUUAUCUAAAAACAAGGUUGUGAAUUUUUAAAAUUGACCUAGCAUAUAUCAUAAGUUGCCCUUUGGUUUUUAACUUCUUCCAUGCAUAUGCUUCAAUAGCAAUAUGAGAUGAAAAAGGAGAAAGGAAUCUUUUUUUUCUUUUUUUGACAUUGUGACAGUUUUGGUAACUAGUAUGGGGAACUUUUUGCCUCUUAUUUCCAUCACAAGAGGAGUUAGGUCAUUAAGAUUAAGGUCACAUAGCUUCAAGAAUAAUAUGCCAAGUAUUACAUCAUUGUAUUAGUGAUGGAUACAGUCCAGAUGUUUUUAGUAAUAAAAGCAGAAUUUUUGAACCACUGAGUACAAAUCAGCCUGAUUGGCAUAAUCUAUAAUUCAAAACAUAAAAUCUUAUCUUGCAGCACUAUCAUAUUAUGUCAGAUUUAUUAUGUAUAUUAUUUCUAACAUCCAAAAAUAAACAGUUGAUUUUAUAUGUUUAUUUUAUAUUACUAUUAAAUUUUUAUUAUCUUCCUGAAGUAUACUGUUGAUUGUCUUUUAUCAGUACUAUUCUCAAUAAGAUGCUUUUACACAAA
Messenger RNA from Marmota flaviventris (yellow-bellied marmot), 4961 nucleotides. The record is from RefSeq and is a predicted model, not a curated record. NCBI's taxonomy places the organism in Eukaryota, Metazoa, Chordata, Mammalia, Rodentia, Sciuridae.